Frankliniella occidentalis (western flower thrips) is the source of this 3402-nucleotide messenger RNA. RefSeq lists its product as uncharacterized. The record is from RefSeq and is a predicted model, not a curated record. Lineage: Eukaryota; Metazoa; Arthropoda; Insecta; Thysanoptera; Thripidae. The transcript has a single exon. Gene Ontology annotation, molecular function: sequence-specific DNA binding. The coding region runs from base 159 to 1688 and encodes 509 amino acids.
CGUGGCGGGCCGCCGCCGUGCCGCCGUCGCUCGCGCUUCAGGCCUCAGUGUGUGCAGUGGCGCGAUCGGGAGUGGACGUGAAGUUGGUGCUGUGCCCGUGCGCCCGCGCGAAGUGACUGAGAGUGAUUGAAGUGACCGACCGGUGUUGUGACAGUGCCAUGGCGCACGGAGUGAUGGAGGAGUGGACGGACCGCGACAGCUGCGGCAGCGAGAAGAGCCCCGGGCCCGCCCAGGGCAGCGCCGGCGCCUCCGGCCGCGUCAUGGGGUCGCGGCGCAUCUUCCCCCCGCAGUUCAAGCUCCAGGUGCUGGACUCGUACCGCCAGGACCCAGACUGCAAGGGGAACCAGCGCGCCACCGCCAGGAAGUACGGCAUCCACCGGCGCCAGAUCCAGAAGUGGCUGCAGAUGGAGAGCCACCUGCGGAGCAUCGCGAGUGGAGGCGGCGGCGGCGGCAGCGCCAGCAGCGGCGGCGGCUCCUCCAUGGGCAGCCCGGCGCCCAGCCCCAGCCCCACCCUGGAGGCGCACGGGGUGCACGCCAUGCACGCGGCUCACGCGGUGCACGCCGCGCACGCCGCGCACGCCCUCACGUCGGCCUUGAACCUCUCCGGCGUCGUGAGGGCCGGGCGCGCGAGCCGAGGCGCGAGCCCCGCCAGCGGAAGCGGCUCCCCCCUUCACGUCCCCUCGCCCGCCGGCUCGCCCGGGCCCGGGGCGCCGCUGCUCGCGCAACCCCUGGGCGCCCUCGGCCUCAUCCACCAGGCGCUCGGCCACCAGGUGCACCACAACGAUACUCUGCCAUUGGCCGUGCCCGUUCCCCGCCUCAGUGUCAGCCCCACCCUUCCCAUCAAGAAGAGGUGGUGCCACAGCCCCGAGCAGUCUUCGGCCACCACGCCGCCGCCCCUGCAGCUCGCGUCAGACGAGGAUGACGACGACGAGGAUAUUGAUGUCGACGGCGAUGGCACCGAAUCUGAAGCGAGCAGCGCCCUCGACUACACGACGGCCACCCUCAGCAAGCGCCGUUCCUUCUCGCUGCAGUUCAAGCUCGCCGUGUUGGACGCCUUCAGGGAGACGCCCCAGUGCCAGGGGAACCAGCGCGCCACCGCGCGCGCCUUCGGCAUCAACCGCCGGCAGGUGCAGAAGUGGCUGGGCCAGGAGCCCGAGCUGCGCGAGGAGGCCGUCAGCCGGGGAGGACUCAACCGUCAACGCCUCGGCCGGUGGAUGGACCAGGAGGAGUCCGAGGCCGGCUGCCUCGACCUCAGCCGCAAGCGGAAGCUCGACGCGGCUUCGGACCUGGACGACGCGGAGACCGAGGCGAAGAAGUCGCGGGUGAGGCCCUCCAGAGACGCCUCCAGCCCCGCGAGCCCUACCAGCCCCGCAGCAGUCGCCUCGCCCACCUCCUGUCCGAGGCCGCUCGCCCUGAGCGAAGUGCACCCCUCCCUUGCCCCCCACCCCCUGCUCUUCAGGCCUCAACCCCUUCCCCAACCCCUUCCUCUUAUGCCCUCCCUCCCUCUUGCAAUUCCUCACCUGCCAUUUAACCUAUGUGCCAAGCAGUACUCGGUGGAUCUCAGUCUCAAGCUCAGCACUCUUGAGUACUUCAACGCUUACCAACAGAAUUUACAGAAGUGUUUCAAGCCGGAGGACUUUUUGAAACCGGCUAACAAUCCUUCGUUCCUGUUGAACUCCUUCCGGUGAUAAGGAGGUAGUCGAACUUGUUAUUUGUUGUUGAAGGAACGUGUUGAUCUUCCCUGUACCUGUAUUGUAUAGAUUAAUUGUAGUUAUUUAUAUUAUAUAUUUUUGUAUUGAGUGAUGUGAAAGACAUAGUGUAGGGUAGUUGAUGAUGGCUGUAUGUACAUGAAUCUGCAUUUUCAACUGAGAGGCUUAAGUUUGUUUAGCCAUUGCCAUUGUAUGAGGACUCAGUAUUUUAGGCUCAUGCAUGCAGGUGAUUGAGCAGAAAUGAAAGGAUGUGUUGGUAUCACUCAUGACUGAACUUGUUAGGACAUUUUGCCAGAACAAAAGAUAUUUAUUCUAAGUGAAGCUCAAAAGUCAUUUUAUAGCCUUACUCAAGAAUUCAUUAGAUAGAUUGGAUUUUUUUUUCUUACUGGAGAAUUGCUCACUUUUCAGUGGCAUAAGUUGAAACUUUGAAAGUAAUUUACACCUUGCUCAAUGGCAUGUUGAAGAUAAUUUUCUAUUCAUAGUGCUGUGCUCACCUCAGAUAUGAUGAUUUUAUCUGUGUAUAUACUGUUGAAUUUUGUACCAUAAACAUACACUGAGUUGUACGAGAAUUAACUUGUGGUACAAACAUAUGGCCAUAUUUUUACCAUUGUGUGGUACGUCUAGCACUGAGUUCCUGCCUGUACCGCUGCUGCCAUGCUUACGUUUAGUCCCUAGAACUGAUGAGCCGCAUGAGGCUACACAGGCUGUGCUCCUGUAUCUCAAUUGCGUUAAUUAAUUUUGCUCAUUUUUUUUUUAUUUUGGACUGUCAUUGUAUUCCACCAUUCGUCAUAGUAAUUAUAUUUUCUCUUUCAUAAUUGAAGGUUUGUUAUUGGAAGUUUCCAGUCAGCUUCAAAGAUGUAAAUUUAAAGUUUAUAUUUUGGAUUAUAUUUACUCAUAAGUGAGACUAUUGACUACUCAAUCUUGAAAUUAAACCUGUGAUAAGAGUUUGUAAGAAAUAUAUUUUUAAAUACUUGUAAUUAGUAAAUGUUUAACCAAAUUUAGUCUUUAUUACAUUUGACAGAUUUCAAUUUGCAAAAGUAUUGAGAGUUCUAUCAAAAAUUAAUUCCAGUCCCUCUGUAUUGACCGCAUAUGGAGUGGGACUUGGUGUACUGCACCAUACUUGGAAAAAACUCAUAUAAAGAUAUAUAUUUAUUAUUUAUUUGAUUCAGAUAUUGUAUGUACGUUAUCUUCCUGACAUCUUCUAAGUGCCUACUUGUCCUAAAUGCCUUGCAACUGUCAAUUUUCUGUUACAAGUAUAUUGUACAUUUGCUUUUUUUCCCCUCUGGAUGAUAUUCUUUACCAGUAUACUUUUCUUUUAUCAAAACCAACAACAGAUUUGAUUUUGUACUAUUUUGGAAAACUUAGUCUUGUUGAGAACUGUAUCUAUACUUUUCAUUUUCUGUAAUUUUUCUGGGGUACUAUUUUUUGUCCUGUUUGGGUUUCAAUUAAUUUUACUUGGGUGAUAUAUGUUGAUGCCAUAUGGAUUUUCUUCGGAACUUCCAAAUUUUUUGUAGGUCUGAAAUUUUGUACAAAGAAGUCUGACUUUGUAAAUGACGCUGAUCAAACAUAAUGGUUGUACUUUUGUUAGACAUUAAUGUACCCAUUCAGUCCCUCUACGUGAUUCAUAUCAAUGUGUUGCCUUUGCGACAAUUAUGUGCCUUGAAUGAAAUAUACUAUCUAUCGAUAUUGAAAA